Messenger RNA from Dracunculus medinensis (Guinea worm), 582 nucleotides. Lineage: Eukaryota; Metazoa; Nematoda; Chromadorea; Rhabditida; Dracunculidae. The record is from the annotation of a GenBank genome assembly.
AUGUGCAUGUCACCUAAGUACUGUACUAGCGAUGUUCAGUGCAGAGUAUUUGAACAUUGUUUCCUUAAUAAAUGUGUAAGGGACACAAGAGCUUGUCCCGGUUCUACUUGUCCAGCAGGAAUGGUUUGCGUUAAUGGACAAUGUCUUCCGGACCCUCUAAUAGCAACACCAAGACCAGGUGCUGGAGAUUUUUCUUACUUCAAUCCUUCUUCAUUUAUCUAUCAUAUGAGCCUUCAGGGUCGUAGUUCAUACAAUUUCUUCACAGCUAGCGCAGAAUGCCGUAGGCUUGGUGGGACAGUUACAUCGAUCGGUUCAAUGGCAGAAAUGACUUAUGUAAAUGGCCUGGUCGGCGCUGCUGCAUAUUGGAUUGGAUAUCAUCGUACAGGCUUCUCUUCGAAUUGGGAAGAUGGAUCGCCUGUAGUCUUUACGAAUUAUAGACGAGGGCAGCCAGAUGGAUGUUGUGGUGGUGCCGGAUGUACGCUAGUUAAUUACAGAGGUAAUAUGGGAGAAUGGGAUGAUGCUGGAUGCCACAUAAUAUGGCGUAUACCAACUUAUGUCGUUUGUAAGAGACCGCUUUCGUGA